This is a messenger RNA of Moneuplotes crassus, 2022 nucleotides long. Lineage: Eukaryota; Ciliophora; Spirotrichea; Euplotida; Euplotidae. The record is from the annotation of a GenBank genome assembly.
UUUCCACAUGUUCAAAUCCAUUAUCUUCCAGAAUUUUCAUAACCUUGCUUUUCUCAAUUCCGCAGUGUUCCAGAUAUAUUCUUUUUAAAUUAGUUCGAAAGUCUUGCUCUUUGGAAAGACCAAUUAUUAAGCUAUCAAAAUAAGAUUCGUUGUUUUCCCAAUCACUAAAUGAACUUUGGCCUCAAUCCUUUAGAUCUAGUACUUUCAUUGUGCUUCCCUCCAGCUUCUCUCGAAAUCAGACACAGAUGAUAAAGAGAGUUUACAGCGAUUAAAUCCAAAGCACUCCUUGGCUUUAUUUGAAGAGAAUAAGGCAACUAGUUCGGACUCAGACAGCUCAAAUCUAUGGAUGUAAAACUCUCCAGUUACUCUUUUCACUUCCUCCAAUUCGUCCCAGUAGAAAGACAAUGAAGAACUCAAUUUAGAGGAAUAGUUAAAGUGAAAUAUUCUAACUUUAUAGGGGAAAUAGUUUGCCAAGAAAUGUUUCACUUCUUUGCUUUCCACUGUGAAGUUUCAAAGAUUGGGAGCCUCAAGAUCUGGCAUUCUUUGCUUUAGAGAUGUCAGGAAUAACAUGUGCUUGGGGUUGUCAAGUUUCAGUGUUAAUUUAGACUUAACCCCAAACUGUUGAUUCGCCCCAGUAAUAGUAAAUAAUAUUUUAGGCUUGUAGAGGAGACUGAAGUCUGAAUAAUCUGAAGUGUCAAGGUUGGAAUUUAGUGAUUUUAUUUUGGCUUGAUAAUGUAUCAUUAAGUUCUUUAAUUGUAUUAUCUCCUCAAAAUCUCUACCAGUUUUCUUGGCUUCUUCAACAAACUGAGCAUUUUCAUUUUCUACCUCCUUAAGAUUUUCACAAGGAACUUGAUUUUCUCUUCAAGAGGAUAAUUCUCGUUUGAUAAAUCUUCUAAUAGGGUUUGAUUAAGCUUCUUAAGAUAUUCAAUUUCAACUUCUUUUUCUUUUAUAACAUCAUCCUUUGACUCGGAGAAAGAGUUCUCAAUAUGUCUUUUUGUCUGUUGUAUUCUGAUUUCAUUAAGCCUUUUUUCUUCGAAUCCUCUGUUAAUUUGGAGUCUACUUUCAAGAUGUUUAAUUUUUUCUUCCUUAACUUUUAGUACAGAUUUUAGAGCACAUAUUUAUUUCUGGUGCUUCUGUUCAUUAACUCUUCUUUGCUCUCGUAUUUUUGUAUGAACUUCUCAAAUAUGGCUUCAUAUAGAUAUCUAAGUGAUUCUUAAAUUUUGUUCUCACAGAGGUAGAAAUCAAACUAAGCAGGUUUUUAUAAACUUCCUAUGCCAAAUAGCAUCGAAAUGAUAUCAGGUCUUGUCGCUCAAGAAAUUAUAGCGGGGAAGACUUCGUUUGGCAUAAUAUUAUUACCUUCCACAGUGAAAUUUCUAAAAACAGCAGCUGAUACUAUUCGACACAGGAAAUCCAUGAAAAUCUCUUGGAUUUGUUCUCUGACUCUCCGAGCAUAAAUUUUCUGAGAAUUGUUUUGAUAUCAUUUAAGUCUUACUUUUGCUUGAGCUCUACCUUUAUUAACUCGAUGCUUCUUUGAUCUUCAAGUCUAGCUUGAUUCAAUCCUUUGCCCCAAGCCUUGAUUACAGAAAUUUAUACUUUAUCUUCUGAGAAUAGAUUCUCUAUAUUUCUAACUUCUUUGUACAAAGAUUCAUACUUGAAGUGUUUGCCAGCUGAAAUAGCUUUCUCCAAAUUCUCCAGGAUCAUUUGAAGCUCCUCUUUGAUUGUAUCACUCAGGCUUUGGCAUUCUUCAGAGCAGACACCAUUAUUAAGAUUCUCUGCAAAGGCAAUGAACACCUUGCAUUUUUUAUCAAAGAUCCUGACUCGCUUUUUUAUCAAAAUAAGAUCAAUAAGAACAAUAUAGGAAAGCUCCGACUAUGCUGUAAGUCUGUGUUGAGGGCAUACAACAGCUUCUUAUCCUCUAUGUAGAACACAGUCGGAAUAUUGCAGCCUUCAUGCUGGCAAUCCUGGUAGUCCAUUUUUAUUAUUUAACAAAAUAUCGGCUUGCCUAAAUUUCAUUCUGUUCUG